Molecule: messenger RNA, 1527 nt
Organism: Vespula pensylvanica (western yellowjacket)
Lineage: Eukaryota; Metazoa; Arthropoda; Insecta; Hymenoptera; Vespidae
Gene: U3-55K
Product: U3 small nucleolar RNA-interacting protein 2
Exons: 8
Coding region: 125-1525 (466 amino acids)
Cellular component (GO): small-subunit processome
Molecular function (GO): snoRNA binding; protein binding
Source: RefSeq, a predicted model, not a curated record
AGUUUAGAGGGCAGCAGUAAGGAUGUAACAUUCCUAUUUUAUACCAUGUGCUCGGUAUACUCAAAGUGAAUUUAGAAUGUUAUAUUUUAUCUUCAGUUAAAUGUUAUAUUAAUCACAUAUUAAAAUGUCGUUUUUUAUAAGAAACAAUCGAGUGAAGGGUAACGUUAAAAGAAAACACAAUGGACAUUUCGAAAAUAGAGAUAAAAGUACAUUUACUUCUAAAGGAAAGAAAAAAAAUAUAAGAAAAUCUAUACCCAAUGACAAUGAAAGUAUAUCUAGUAAUGAUGAAGAACUUGCAGAAGAAAAUGAAAAACUAGGAUUACCAGAGUUUGAAAGUGAAUCAGAAACUGAAGAAACUAUUCAAGAAAAACGUAUUAGAUUAGCUAAAAAAUAUCUUCAACAAAUAGAGGAAGAAGAGAAAGAUAGAGCAGAGUUUGAGGAAGGAGCAGUUGCAAAAAGAUUAAAAGAUGAAUACUUAGAGGAAAAGGGAUGCCUUAGAAAAAUUGUAGCAGCACAUUAUAUUGCUCACAAGGAUCCUAUAACGUUGAGGUGUAAUGCUCACAAAGAUUCUAUUACUUGUUUAUGUCUUUCUAGUAAAGGGAAUAUUUUAUAUUCAAGUUCUAAAGAUGGUAGUUUAGUUAAAUGGUCGUUAAAGGAAAGAACUAAAUUAAAAGUUAUAAAAGGAAAAAGAAAAGGACAGGAUGGAAUGAAAUCAAUUAAUUGUAUGGCAAUUAGUACUGAUGGCAAAUUUUUGGUUGUAGGAGAUGGUGGUUGUAAAGACAUCAAAGUAUUUUGUGGGGAAAGUUUAAAUCUUCUUAAAAAUUUACAAGGUCAUAGAGGUAUAAUAACUGGUCUAAUAUUUCGAAAAGAUACUCAUACACUUUACUCUGCAUCUGAAGAUAGAAGCGUAAAAGUUUGGAAUUUAGAUGAUAUGGCAUAUGUUGAAUCUUUAUUUGGACAUCAAAAUGGUAUCACGUCAAUCGACGCUUUGUCAAGAGAACGUGCUAUAACUAGUGGUGGAUUUGAUGGAACUGUUAGGAUCUGGAAAAUUGUAGAAGAAUCGCAGUUAAUUUUUAAUGGUCAUAGUGGCAGCAUAGAUAUCGUUAAACUCAUCAAUGAAGAGAAUUUUUUCAGUGGUGGAGAUGAUGGCUCAUUAUGUGUAUGGGGUUGUCUUAAAAAAAAACCUUUAUGUUGUAUAUCAGAAGCACAUGGGAAAGAUGAAAAUAAUGGACAACCAAAUUGGAUAUCGAGUAUAGCAACGCUUUUGAAUACUGAUUUAGUUGCAUCUGGUUCUCAAAAUGGAGAGAUCAAGUUGUGGCGGUGUGGUGAUUCGUUUAAAUCAUUGCAUCCAUUAUUUACAAUAAAAUUAGUAGGGUUUAUAAACUCAUUGGUAUUUACACCAGAUGGUAAUAAUCUGAUUGCUGGUGUUGGUCAAGAACAUAGGCUUGGUAGAUGGUGGCGUAUACCAGAAGCCAGAAACUGUAUUACUAUUAUACCGUUAGUGCAAAAUAAAACAAAUAAAUAAUA